Vombatus ursinus (common wombat) is the source of this 2620-nucleotide messenger RNA. Its product is annotated as cadherin EGF LAG seven-pass G-type receptor 2-like. The annotation marks the transcript as partial. Gene Ontology annotation, biological process: cell-cell adhesion. NCBI's taxonomy places the organism in Eukaryota, Metazoa, Chordata, Mammalia, Diprotodontia, Vombatidae. Gene Ontology annotation, molecular function: calcium ion binding. The record is from RefSeq and is a predicted model, not a curated record. The transcript is spliced from 11 exons.
GUCACCCGGUGGGGGAGCGCGGGCUUAGAAGCCUCGUUCUCCCUUUUCUCGCUCCCUCCCCGCGAGCCCCCAAGUCUCGCGAUCUUUCCGCUUCCCGCUUUCCCUCGCAGUGGCCGCGUGCUGGGCGCUCCGCUCCACAUGCUCUACGGCUCUUGGCUCACGACUUCUUCUGUCUUGCCCGCAGACGGCGCGCACAGCGUGAGCGCCCAGUGCGUGCUGCGGGUCACCAUCAUCACGGACGAGAUGCUCACGCACAGCAUCACGCUACGUCUGCUGGACAUGUCGCCCGAGCGCUUCUUGUCGCCGCUGCUGGGCCUCUUCAUCCGCGGCGUGGCCGCCACGCUGGCCACGCCGCCGGACCACGUGGUGGUGUUCAACGUGCAGCGGGACACGGACGCGCCGGGCGCGCACAUCCUCAACGUGAGCCUGUCGGUGGGGCGGCCGCCCGGGCCUGGUGGCGGGCCGCCCUUCGUGCCCUCCGAGGACCUGCAGGAGCGCCUCUACCUGAACCGCAGCCUGCUGGCGGCCAUCUCGGCGCAGCGCGUACUGCCCUUCGACGACAACAUCUGCCUGCGGGAGCCCUGCGAGAACUACAUGCGCUGCGUCUCCGUGCUGCGCUUCGACUCCUCGGCGCCCUUCAUCGCCUCCGCCUCGGUGCUCUUCCGGCCCAUCCACCCGGUGGGGGGCCUGCGCUGCCGCUGCCCGCCGGGCUUCACCGGCGACUACUGCGAGACCGAAGUGGAUCUCUGCUACUCCCGGCCCUGCGGCCCCCACGGGCGCUGCCGCAGCCGCGAGGGCGGCUACACCUGCCUCUGCCAGGAGGGCUUCACAGGCGAGCACUGUGAGGUGAGUGCCCGCUCAGGCCGAUGUGCUCCCGGAGUCUGCAAGAAUGGGGGCACCUGUGUCAACUUGUUGGUUGGCGGUUUCAAAUGCGACUGCCCAUCAGGUGACUAUGAGAAACCUUAUUGCCAAGUGACCACACGCAGCUUCCCGGCUCGAUCCUUCCUCACCCUCCGAGGCCUUCGGCAGCGCUUCCAUUUCACCCUGGCCCUCACGUUUGCCACAAAGGAGAGGGACGGGCUUCUUCUGUACAACGGGCGCUUCAAUGAGAAGCAUGACUUUGUGGCCCUUGAAGUGAUUCAGGAGCAGGUCCAGCUCACUUUCUCUGCAGGGGAGUCAACGACCACCGUGUCUCCAUUUGUCCCUGGAGGGGUCAGUGAUGGCCAGUGGCACACUGUCCAACUUCAGUACUACAAUAAGCCACUGCUAGGCCGCUCUGGACUCCCACAAGGCCCCUCUGAACUUAAAGUGGCCGUGGUGACAGUAGAUGACUGUGACCCUGGUGUGGCACUGCGUUUUGGAUCUGUCUUGGGGAACUACUCCUGUGCUGCCCAGGGCACCCAGGCUGGCAGCAAGAAAUCCCUGGAUCUGACAGGUCCCCUGCUACUGGGAGGGGUCCCUGACCUGCCUGAGAGCUUUCCUAUCCGUACCCGCCACUUUGUGGGCUGUAUGCGAAACCUGCAGGUAGAUGGCCGGCGUGUCGACAUGGCUGACUUCAUCGCCAACAACGGCACCAUGCCCGGGUGCCCAGCCAAGAAGAACGUGUGUGACAGCAACACCUGCCACAAUGGGGGUACCUGUGUCAACCAGUGGGAUACAUUCAGCUGCGAGUGUCCUCUGGGCUACGGUGGCAAGAGCUGUGCCCAGGAGAUGGCAAAUCCUCAGCGCUUCCUGGGUAGGAGCCUAAUGGCCUGGCAUGGCGUGGCACUUCCUAUCACCCAGUCCUGGCACCUCAGCCUCAUGUUCCGUACGCGCCAAGCCGAUGGUGUCCUGUUGCAGGGGAUCACCAGAGGGCACAGUACCAUCACCCUACAGAUGAGAGAGGGCCACGUGAUGCUGAGUGUGGAGGGGACCGGUGUGCAGAUGUCCUCUCUUCGGCUGGAGCCGGGCAGGGCUAACGAUGGGGAUUGGCACCAUGUGCAGCUUGUGCUUGGAGUCAGUGGAGGUGCCCAAGAGCCUGGCCACGCUGUCCUAUCAUUUGACUAUGGGCAGCAACAGACAGAAGGCAACCUCGGACCCCGGCUGCACGGACUCCACCUCACGAAUGUCACAGUGGGCGGUGCGGUGGGACCUGGCGGAACUGUGGCCCAGGGCUUCCGGGGCUGCAUGCAGGGCGUGCGAGUGGGUGAGACCGCAGAUGGUGCCAGCGGCCUUGACCCCGGCAGAGCAGAACGUGCCAAUGUCGAGCAGGGCUGUAGCCUCCCUGAUCCUUGUGACUCAAACCCCUGCCCCACUAACAGCUACUGCAGUGAUGACUGGGACAGCUACUCCUGCAGCUGCGAUCCUGGUUACUACGGUGAUAGCUGUGCCAAUGUCUGUACCCUGAACCCCUGCGAGCACCAGUCCGUGUGUACCCGUAAGCCCAGUGCCCCUCAUGGCUACACCUGCGAGUGUCCCCACAACUACUUCGGGCCGUACUGUGAGACCAGGUGCGUGGCCUUGGGUUGGGGCAGAGGGUCAGUAGUCUUCAUGGGAGGCUGGAAUGUUGUAGAGAGGAUUUCCUAUUGAGCAGGGGAUGGGCCAGAUGGCCUCAGAAAUCCUUUCUAGUUCUUCUACAUGA